Puccinia triticina is the source of this 948-nucleotide messenger RNA. RefSeq lists its product as uncharacterized. The record is from RefSeq and is a predicted model, not a curated record. NCBI's taxonomy places the organism in Eukaryota, Fungi, Basidiomycota, Pucciniomycetes, Pucciniales, Pucciniaceae. Bases 1 to 948 code for a protein of 315 amino acids. The transcript is spliced from 5 exons.
AUGGCCCAACAAGCCGAACCCGACUCAUCAAAACUUGACACUGAACGCAAUCGCUUUUUGAAACUCCACUCCCUUCAUAAGGAUCCAGCCCAGUUAUUCCGUGAACUGAAGGAUGUUGCUGGAUUGGACAAGGUCCAACAACACAACAGCAGGCUGGAGAGUGUUUUUCAAUUUUCCGAACUCGCCGACUUAAAGCGAAUGCGUGUCGGCAUGCGCUGGAUCAAUUUUAUCGAAGGGAAAGUAAAGGGAUCUUUGAACGAUCUCACGGAUGCGCUCGAUCUCACCGAGCAAGCUGACGAAGACAAAAUCAAGGAACUGGUCCGGUGUGCUUACUUUGUCCGAUUCCCCAUUCACGACGCCUCAAGAUUGUCGAGAAGAGAGAUGCUUGAUGCACUUGAGGGACCUACCACUCGAGCCAAAAAGAAACCAAACAUGGCUGAAAAUAUCCAGUGGUCUACCGAAAUCGUCCAGCAAGGUUUUAACGCAGAAUAUCAGAAACACGAUCUUAUUCCUCCUCGUUCCGAGAUUGCUAGCCACUUUUUCCCAUUGGUGGAUCCAGAACUCGACAUGACGAAGCAUUAUUGCCACUUAUUGGCUGCGAUUCUCAACACGGUGUCACAGUUUUUCUCAAGGCCGGAGAUAUGUGCCAUGAGCUUGGAAGAUCAAUUAUCUAAGUGGUACGAGCACAGUUUUCAAAUAGACAACACUCGGAAGACUCAGUUUACUACCCAAGUUCAGAACGAAAUGAACAAGAUCCAGUUAAGCAACGUAAAGUCAAUCCCGGGAGACAAAGAGGCAGCCGACUUAAGGACAAGGCAAACUUUCGUACCCGACGCACCCGACUUAGAGACGAUCACACCUGACUUGGAGACGAUCACACCGGACUUAGAGACGAUCACACCCGACUUGAAGACGAGGGAACUACUUGCUAAGGCCGGAUCUAAGUAG